This is a messenger RNA of Quercus lobata, 2323 nucleotides long. Its product is annotated as protein CHROMATIN REMODELING 25-like. Lineage: Eukaryota; Viridiplantae; Streptophyta; Magnoliopsida; Fagales; Fagaceae. The transcript has 12 exons. Bases 622 to 1377 code for a protein of 251 amino acids. Gene Ontology annotation, biological process: reciprocal meiotic recombination; double-strand break repair via synthesis-dependent strand annealing. Gene Ontology annotation, molecular function: DNA translocase activity. The record is from RefSeq and is a predicted model, not a curated record. Gene Ontology annotation, cellular component: nucleus.
GCUGGCAGUCCUAAGAGGUCAGAAAGGUUGGCUGGCUGUUUGGCUUGUGGAGGGUGGCUGGUUGUCAGUCCUAAAGGUAGAGCGGGGGUUGGUUGACUGUUUGGCUUGUAGAGGGUGGCUGGUUGUCAGUCCUAAUGGUAGAGGAGGGGUUGGUUGGCUGGCCUAAGGAUAGAGGGUGGCUGCAUCAAAAUGUCACAUGAAAACAAUUUUAGAUAUUUUUUUGCUUAAGUUUCUGAUGUUUUUAGUUUUCUUGUCAUUGUACAUAAUAUCACCACACUUGGUAAAUUUAUUUAUCUGUUUAACGUAUUGGUUUUCAAAGUUCCCAUCAAUUCAGGAUCUCUUUUGCUCCUCUCUUCACAUAUCAUUGCUUCAGUAAGUCAGAAACCUUGAAUCGGCUGACUCAGCUCUUCAUUUCAGUGAAAAUCCUGCCAUAGUUGUUCUGUGUUAGACUUGUACCUGCAAGAAUUUUCGAUUUAUCAAACUUUCCUAUGGCCAAUUAAAACAAAUGUUUCUGUUCUUUAUACAGCCUCAUCACUCAUUCAGUAGUGACCAAUUAUUUAUUUCUUACAACAACUUUUCCCAUAGGAUUCAAUUUUUUCCCCCUAAAUUUUGGUAACUGUGAUGUAUCAGACACUGGACCUUUUUGCUCAGUUGUGUCGUGAAAGAAGAUACCCAUAUUUGAGGCUGGAUGGAACAACAUCAAUUAGUAAAAGACAGAAGUUAGUGAAUCAAUUUAAUGAUCAAUCAAAGGAUCAAUUUGUGUUCCUCUUGAGCAGCAAGGCUGGUGGUUGUGGCCUCAAUUUGAUUGGUGGAAAUCGACUAGUCUUGUUUGAUCCUGACUGGAAUCCAGCAAAUGAUAAACAAGCUGCUGCAAUAGUCUGGAGGGAUGGACAAAAGAAGAGAGUAUACAUCUACAGAUUUUUGAGUACAGGAUCAAUUGAAGAAAAGGUGUUCCAGCGUCAGAUGUCAAAAGAAGGGCUUCAAAAAGUUAUCCAGCAAGAGCAAACGGAUACAAAGCAGGUGAACUUUCUUUCAACAGAAGAUCUACGUGAUCUUUUCACAUUUCAUGAGAAUGUGAGGUCUGAAAUUCAUGAAAAGAUGAACUGCAUCCGUUGCCAAAAUUACAAUGAAAAGAUUGAGAGCAUAGAAGAAGGAGAUGAAAAUGAAUCAGCAAAUGUAAAUUGUCAAUCUGAUCCAGAAACCUCAGAUAUAGGUGGAUUUGCAAAAAUUGCUGGAUGCUUGCAUAAGUUAAAGAGCUCGGAGAAACAGGUAGGGACUCCUCUAGAAGAAGAUUUAGGUAGUUGGGGGCAUCAUUUCUUCUCAACAUCAAUACCUGAUCCUAUAUUGCAAGCUUCAGCUGUUGAUGAGAAAAUAUAGAUCAGCUGCAUUAUUUAUUGGGUUCUCAAAGUUACUCACAAGUUCCUCUUUUGGAGGUUCAUAUGGAGGCAUGUUUUCAAGUUCUGCUUCAGCAGCAGCAAGAUAAAGUUAGCUUUAAUUAUUCUAUGUUUCCGGGAUUCUUCUUGCUUCCUCAGGUCUUCCAUUUCUUUAUAUUUUUUCCUAAGGGGUAUUAGAAAGAAAUAUAAAGAAGUGGAACACGUGAGGUUGCAAGAAGAAUCUCGGUAACAAAGAAUCAUUAAAGCUAACUUUUUCUUGCUACUUGUAAAGCAGAACUUGAAAACGUGCCUCUAUAUGAACCUCCGAAAGAUGAACUGGUGAGUAACUUUGAGAACCCAAUUAUUGCACCUGAUUGGAGUAAGCUGCCAAAACGGCAUGGUGCAACUUCUGCGGCUCAGAAAAACCAUUUGUCUGGCUUGCACAAACCUUAUUUGAAGCUAUCUUUUGACACGGUUCAACAAUUAAUUGAUGUGAAGAGUGACCUAUUGCAUGUCGUUCAAAGAAACCAGGAAAAAUUUGAUGUUGCAGAAGCAUAUGAGUCCAUUAUAGCAGGGAAAAGAGAACAAAGGCCUCAAGAUUUUGUAGACUGUAUUGUUGAUCUCCGCGAAGACACUGAGAAAUUGAUGACUCAGAUGUACGAUGUGGGCAAUGGUAUGACGUUAGUGUAUCCAGUACUGGUCUUAUGCUGGAAAAAGAGGACAGAUCUUUUGCAACGUGCUGAAGUGCAUGUUUGUGCAUUUGAUAUUGAGACUACAAAGCUUCCUUUGAAAUUUCCUGAUGCUGAAUACGAUUUAAUAAUGAUGAUUUCGUACAUGGUUGAUGGACAAGGGUACCUGAUUAUUAACAGAGAGCUUUCCUGAUAAGAAAAGAGUUGGGGGAGAUAACGUGGAUAGUUCCUUUGAAGCCUCAGACCGAAUAAAGAUGGUAA